This is a messenger RNA of Poecilia latipinna (sailfin molly), 2455 nucleotides long. It is a transcript of the gene anks3, whose product is annotated as ankyrin repeat and sterile alpha motif domain containing 3. Gene Ontology annotation, molecular function: protein binding. NCBI's taxonomy places the organism in Eukaryota, Metazoa, Chordata, Actinopteri, Cyprinodontiformes, Poeciliidae. Bases 129 to 2090 code for a protein of 653 amino acids. Gene Ontology annotation, cellular component: cilium. The transcript is spliced from 15 exons. The record is from RefSeq and is a predicted model, not a curated record.
AGAACCGGAAGGGGCGGUUUGUGUUUCUACACGAGCACAAUUGAGUGUGGCAAAGAAAGAGAAAAGUUUUUUAAAUUUGGAAAAGUUUCCUGUGUUGCUUAAAGAAUCUUCUAGUUUGCUGAGGGGAAAUGUCUGAGUUAAGCGACGAGGCCAGCGAGUCGGAGCAGCUGGGGGCCAGCCUCUCCCUCUGGCUGGGAGACUCCCUGCUGCGCCCAGAGGAGCUGGACGUCCCGCUGGACCUGCACACCGCCUGCUCCAUCGGCCAGUACGACGUGGUGGCGGAGUGCGUCAAAAAGCGGGAGGCGGACCUGGACAGGAAGAACCUGGGCGGAUGGACGCCGCUCAUGUACGCCGCCUACAUCGGCCAUGACAACAUCGCCAACCUGCUGCUGGAGGCCGGAGUGAACGUGAACGCCGCCACGCCGAAUGGCCUCACGCCGCUGAUGCUAGCAGCUAGCUGCGGGAACGAAAGCAUAGCCUACUUCCUGUUGCAGAAGGGGGCGGAGCUGGAGCUGAGGGACGCCAGAGGCUGGACGGCUCUGCUUCACUGCACCAGCACCGGCCACCAGCAGAUGGUCAAGUUCCUGCUGGACAACAAUGCCGACGCCAACGUCAGGGAGCCGGGGUCAGAGUUCACUCCUCUGAUGGAGGCCGCUGCAUCUGGACACGAAAUCAUUGUUCAGUACCUGCUGGAUCACAAAGUAAAAGUGGGCGAUCGAAACGUCAAAGGAGAGACGGCGCGCGCCCUCGCCAUGAUGUACGGUUACACCAAGAUCGUCGGCCUCAUCGACUCUCGAUCUCCAAGAAUUAAACCAGGACACUUUGGAGACCUGAGCUCCUCGGAGGAUUCGGACGGCUCGCCGCCCAGGACUCGGUCCGGCCGCAGCCGGGUCAAAGGCGUCAGCAUCCACGACGGGCCGCAGGCCAUCGCCAAGUUCAGAGUGGGAGGGAAGAGCAAACCGAGCGAACCGCCCGCUGCGCUGCCCGGCUUCACGGCGUACGGCGAGCAGAGCGAGAGCAUCUGCUACCGGGACGUCACGUCACCCAUCAACGAGCUGGACGGCCAGAGCCACAGCAGCAGAGACGACAGCCCGUUCUUUGAGAGCGACAUGCCCACCAUGAGGAGCAGCAGCAGCAGCAGCGACGGCCUGCCUCACGCGGUCGGACUCAGCUGGGAAGGAUCCGUGGAGAGCAACGAGGACUCGGAUCAGAGCCGGAGGAGCAGCUCCCGCCGGACAAAUAAGACUCACUCCAAAGGAAAGACGCGGCACGCCAACAGCGACGCGGCUCUGUCCGGCGGGACGGGAAACGGCAGCAAACAUGCACACGGCGGGCAGCGGCCAUCUUACUCCGGACCGAAGGAUCUGGCAGAGUUCCUGGAGCAAAUCAACUUCUCCAAAUAUUUCCGUCUGCUGGAAGAACAGGACAUCGACCUGCGGAUAUUUCUCACGCUGACGGAGAACGACCUAAAGGAAAUCGGGAUUACGCUGUUUGGUCCCAAACGGAAGAUGACGUCGGCCAUCGCGCGGUGGCACAGCAGCGCGCCGCCGCCCAGCGACGCCCUGGAGCAGGCGUACGCCGACCAGCUGGAAGCAGAGAUGCAGGAAAUGGCCAUCCAGCUCCACAAGCGAUGUGAGGAAAUCGAGAGCCUGGAGAGCCAGGUGUCUCAGGAGAAGGAGCUGCGGACGGUGAUGGAGGGCUGCCUGAUGGAGGACAAAAUGGCCUGGAAGAAGGUCCACUCUGAGCUGGCGGAGAACCAGCGGCUGGCUCAGGACAUGAGCGCCACGCUGGCCAAGGCCAGGGCCUGCCAGGCCGAGCUGCUGGCCUGCCUCACGGCCGACCGGAGCAGCGGUUCUGACCCGGCAGGUACAGCAGUUCUGAUGUUGCAUCUCACAUUUUUAGCAAAACAAAGUAACUGUUAUUUAUUUCUUGUACUUGUAGAGGGGCUGAGAUAUUCCAAUAUGGUGAAGCUCAUGAAGAAGCUGGAGUCCUAUCAGGACAAAAUGGCAGGGACUGUGGAAACCCUGCAGCAGAGCCUGAGGCGGCUGAGCGCCCCGGAGAAGGUCUCAGACAGCUGGGAGCGGCCCUAAGUGCGGCAACAGGGUUUCUGUGAAUAUUUGACGGAGGGUGAGCCAACCACCCCGAACCGCCGCUGGAGGAUAGUCACAGCGCCGCAGCGAGCCGAGCAGCACCAGCUGCCUCUGAUUGGCUACCUGUUGCCCGCCUCUGAUUGGCUGAAGUACCUGCGCUUGCCCAGUUGAGAGCGGGAGCAACUCGGAGGGAAACGACAAGCAGGCAGGAAGAGGUCAUGACCCUCACCGCCUGUGCUGGUGUGUUGCACUCAGCGUGCACAGAGAAGAGGAAAAGGAGGAAGAAAUGAUGGAAAAUUAAAUUUAAUAUGUUUGUCUUAGUUUUAGUGAAUAUCCUGCUGAAUCUGAAUGAAAUUAUUUUUCUC